Messenger RNA from Equus quagga, 3486 nucleotides. It is a transcript of the gene CABLES2, whose product is annotated as Cdk5 and Abl enzyme substrate 2. The transcript is spliced from 11 exons. The coding region runs from base 184 to 1302 and encodes 372 amino acids. The record is from RefSeq and is a predicted model, not a curated record. NCBI's taxonomy places the organism in Eukaryota, Metazoa, Chordata, Mammalia, Perissodactyla, Equidae. Gene Ontology annotation, biological process: regulation of cell cycle.
GGCCUGGGCCUCGGCCUGGGCCUGGGCCUGGACGGGCAGCGCCAGAGAAGGAGAGUUGCCUCCCAGCGCUGCUCCCUUGAGUUUCUGGAAGAUGCAGUGGGAUGUGCCUCCGUCCAAAGAACCAAACACAUAUCUGGGUCCCCCAGACACAAAGGCCUGAAGAAGACUCACUUCAUCAAGAACAUGAGGCAGUAUGACACCAGGAAUAGCAGGAUUGUCCUGAUCUGUGCCAAGCGGUCCCUGUGUGCAGCCUUCUCGGUCCUGCCCUAUGGAGAAGGCCUGCGGGUCAGUGACCUGAGGGUGGACAGCCAGAAGCAGAGGCAUCCGUCUGGCGGCGUUUCCGUUCCUUCUGAGAUGGUCUUUGAGCUGGAAGGUGUUGAGCUGGGAGCAGAUGGAAAGGUUGUGUCUUAUGCCAAGUUCCUGUACCCCACCAAUGCCCUGGUCACACACAAGACUGAUGGCCAUGGCCUGCUGCCCCAGUCCCGGCCCAGCGUCCCCCGGGCUCUGCCGGGGUCAAGAUACAAACCUGCCCCUGCCAAGGCAGCAGCAGCCGGCCCGGAACUAGGGGCCGACGUGGGGGAUGCUCUGGAGUACAACCCCAACCUCCUGGACGACCCGCAGUGGCCCUGCGGCAAGCACAAGCGGGUCCUCAUCUUCGCGUCGUACAUGACCACGGUGAUAGAGUACGUGAAGCCCUCUGACCUCAAGAAGGACAUGAAUGAGACCUUCCGGGAGAAGUUCCCGCACAUCAAGCUGACGCUGAGCAAAAUUAGGAGAUUCCUAAGCUUGACAAGUCCAGGUGCGCCCCCCAAGCCCACCCACUUCCUGCCAUGUGACCACUACCAGCAGCCAGCUCCCCCACCAUGGGUCAGGCCUCCACUUGUCAUGCCCACUGAGCCUCAUCACUGUGCUGAGGCAGCCCGUGAGGCGGGCACUGCAGGCAUCCUCUUCAAUAGUUUGAAACGGGAGAUGCGGAACCUCUCCGAGGAGUGCAGCCUGGAGCCUGUGACGGUGUCCAUGGCCUAUGUGUACUUUGAGAAGCUCGUCCUGCAGGGCAAGCUCAACAAGCAGAACCGCAAGCUGUGCGCGGGGGCGUGCGUGCUGCUCGCCGCCAAGAUCAGCAGCGACCUCCGCAAGAAUGAAGUGAAGCAGCUCAUCGACAAGUUAGAAGAAAGGUUUCGCUUCAACAGACGGGAUCUCAUUGGCUUCGAGUUCACGGUGCUCGUGGCCUUGGAGCUCGCUCUCUAUCUCCCGGAAAACCAGGUGUUACCUCACUACAGACGCCUCACGCAGCAGUUCUAGCCGCAGCGGUCGCCGCUCAGGGGAGGCGCUCCAAGCCACGGCGGCCCCGUGUGCGUUUGUGGGCCGGGGGGUAUCCCAGCCCCUGAAUGCGUGUCCCGGCCCCCUUGCUGCACCCGCCUAGUGAGGCUGCUGUGCAGCCCUCACACCCUCGCUCCCCUGGAGGGACCCUGCUUUCAUUCCAGAAGGCACCAUGCCGCCACGGUAUUCUGAGAACCUUCCUGCAUUUCAUGAAGCAGCUGUGGGGUUUUGUUCCUGUUUCUUCCUUCUCACGUGCCUGAGCCUGCUGUGGCCAGAGGACCUGUGACUUGAAAGCGUGGGGGUGAGCCCUGACUGGGCUCUCUCCUGGCAUCACCUGGUUUGUUCAGCCCUGCAGCCACUGCACUGGCGCCGCAGCGGGGACGGCUUCCAGAGCUCAGUGAACACACCGAGGCCACGGAAGUGGACGCACCGAAGGUUCACCUGGGCUGUUUCGGGUUUUGGAUGUGCAAACGCAGCGCUGUGGGGCGCACCCCGCCCCCAUGGCCUGGCUCCCUCCCAGCCCAGCAGAGCCCCUCCGGGUUUUCCACUCGACCCCACGUCCACAAGCAGAGCUCUGGCCUCAGGUUAAGCCAGCAAGGGCAGACUCAUGGUUGGUUUGAUGUCCAUUUUCACUCUCGGACCUCUGUUCUUCCAAGCAUCGCGUCACUGUGAAGUUCUGGUGCACGAGUGUCGCACCCCACCGGCCUCGGCCCAGACACAAGCCCACCCCUGGGGGCCCACGCUUGCCCGCUCACCAGGAAAACUCUGCUUGCCUGUGACACUAGACCUUCAGGAUGACCACUGGCUCUUGGCUCUUGAUCUUCCUGAGCAAGUGUGAUGGGGGAAAACAGUGUAUUCAUUGUUGUUUAGGAUUUGUUCCUGUGAGUUGUUUUUAUUUUGAAGGAACAAAAAUUGGCUGAACGGGGUCUGCUGAAGUUGUGACUUGAAACCACACGUGAUCCUCAAGCGGGGAGACCACUCCACAGCCCCGCCCCUCAAAGGGUCAGCGUUGAUGCCUUUUUCUUCCUGGCAGGAGGUAGCAGCUGUCCUGCCCUGCAGCCAGUCCCACUGAGCAGACCCCAAGGAGCAGUCAUGGUCUUUUUGUGCAGCUCUGUGCCCGGUGUCAGCAGGCCCCUUUUCACCUCUCCCAGGUCUGUGUCCAGUUCUCCACUUGCGGCCCCAGCAGCAGCACUGGAGAACAGAGGACUGUUUUUUCCUUCCUGGGUCAGCUGGUCUCAAAAGUGACCAUGUUGGCUGGCCAUUAAGCUGCUUCCCUACUGCUGUCCUUUAACCCAUCACUGGAGGGGCUGGGGACAGCCCCAGCCCGUAGUCUGUCCGUGUGGACUGGUGCUUUGCAGGAAGGCCAGUUUUGCCCGUCACAGCCGUCGACCACCAGCACUCAGCCUGGGCCCCCUGGAGGCGUGCCACCUGCAGGCCUGCUCCCCGCACCCGCGUGCUGCUCCUUCUCCCUUGUCCACUUGCCCAGGCUGCGGGAGACUGCAGGAUGGAGGUCGAAGCCCAAGUCCACAUUCCUACCUUAUUUAUUGCAGUGCCUCCCCGUCCUCUCCAAGAUGGCCCUGACCCCACCUGCCCGCCGCCCCCCCGCCGUGGGAGGGGGCUGGAAGCUGCUAGCCCCGGGCAGCUUGCCUCUGGGAAGCACCCUGUCCUGCCAGCCCAGCAUCCCAAGGAUACCCCCCAUCACAAGCCCUGUAAGGCACUGACUUCCAAAGUCUAUGUUCUGGUUUACAACUUAGCCUCGAAGGGCACAUCUCCGUGGGAAUUUCUAUAUACAGACGUUAGAAGAACGGCUGAUACAGUAAUUUAAGUUUGCAUAUUUAUGUGGUAAGAUUUAGCUGUUUACCAAACUCAUCUGUACCCUCCCCUCAGUGUGUCCUUUUUAACGCCAAGAGCUGCCACUGUGUGGUACUCAAAUCACUGCAGCAAAGCUAGUAUUUAAGGCAAACUUCAGCCUGACCCGGCAUCCUCUACAAGCCCAGAGCUCUGAGGUGUGUUCAAGGGUCUGGUGCCACUCCCUCAGCACCCAGUAGCUGUGGAUGUAAACGUGUGUUAAGCGACUAUCUGACCUUACCGUCCAGUCACGUGUCACCAAUGUGUUUGCAAAUGGUAACGGAUUUGUGCUUUGAAGUAAAAUGUGGUUUUGCAACA